Messenger RNA from Melopsittacus undulatus (budgerigar), 2380 nucleotides. It is a transcript of the gene DDA1, whose product is annotated as DET1 and DDB1 associated 1. Bases 41 to 349 code for a protein of 102 amino acids. The transcript has 5 exons. Lineage: Eukaryota; Metazoa; Chordata; Aves; Psittaciformes; Psittaculidae. Gene Ontology annotation, biological process: positive regulation of proteasomal ubiquitin-dependent protein catabolic process. The record is from RefSeq and is a predicted model, not a curated record. Gene Ontology annotation, cellular component: Cul4-RING E3 ubiquitin ligase complex.
GGCGGGCCGAGGCGCGGCUCUCACGGGAGCGGCGGUGAAGAUGGCAGAUUUUUUGAAAGGAUUGCCAGUCUACAACAAAAGCAACUUCAGCAGAUUCCAUGCGGAUUCUGUAUGUAAAGCAUCAAACAGGAGACCAUCAGUUUAUCUUCCCACGAGGGAAUAUCCAUCUGAACAAAUCAUAGUAACAGAAAAGACAAAUAUCCUCUUGCGCUAUUUACAUCAGCAGUGGGACAAAAAGAAUGCAGCAAAGAAGAGAGAUCAAGAGCAGGUGGAAAUAGAAGGUGAGAACUCAGCACCACCCCGGAAAAUCGCUCGGACAGACAGCCAGGACAUGAACGAGGACACUUAAACUCUUGGCUUCCUCCUCUCAUACUUUACAGGCGCUUCCUGUUUUGUCUCCAAGUGUGUAAAUUUGCCCCUUGCCCCAUCUCUCCCCCCUCCACUGUGCAGCCCAAACCACUUCUGACUUCCUAGGAGCCAACAUAUUUAUUUUUUCUCUUGGUUUUGUUCUUUUUUUGUCCUCUCCAUUUUUUAUUUAUGCCGUAAACCUGACGGAGCGGUGGUGGAACAAUGGAGUAGAUGCUGUAGUAGAACCCUAGUUCCUCCUUUUGCAAACACUGUCACUUUGGCAGGUUUUGAAUCUGUUACCUAUUGCCCAGCUCUAGCCAUGGGAGCCUGGCUAGGAGACAUGGGUUGUCACAGAACCCUCCAGAGAUACACGCUCUCUACGUACCCACUGGCCUACUACAAGUGGUUUAACUCCUCUUUGGAUGUGCCCAGGCCAGCCAUAAGUGCAGGGCCUCACCUCACAUUCUUCAUCCAAUAUUCUGAAACUGGCACUGCACUAAAACAAAACCCAACCAAUCUACAUGAGUGUCCUUCAGGGUUACACUGAUCUUAGCAAAUGUGUUGUCAACUUGAUCAAUCAGUUGUAUUCUGGUCUGUUGUGUAAGGGCCACGCUCCUCCAUCGGCACGGGUUUUCUCAUGCAUCAGAGCACAUGGAGAACUCAAGUGAAAGGUGUGUGACUUUUGUUGCUCUGACUUUCUAACCUUCUCUCGGUCUUGGAUGGACUGAUCUGUGCAACUUCUCCAUUGGAAUAAAAGGAUACUCUUCUACUGUGCUGAGCAGUUGAUCACCAGUGUGUGUAAGCAGCAGCUGAUGGAGGCAGCCUGUGGCUGGAGCAGUCUGGGAGCAUCUCAGCAACUGGAUGUAGUUCUGGCUCAACUGCCAGCUCCGAAUAAUGGUACGUUGUGCUGCAACAGCAGAAUGGAGUUGAUCAAAACGUGAGCUUCCAUGGUCUCUGGUGAAGACCAGUUCCUCUUGGACUCAAGACAGUUCAGUGCCUGUUGCCUGGAACCCUUCACUGAUUCUUUGAGAAGAGCCAGACCGGAGGCCUGUGAGUUGUCUGGCUGGAUUCAGAGGUUCAGAGACUCAAAGUACAUGAGCAUUGUCACCUGAAGGGGACAGGAAAGGUGUAGCUUAGUAAUGAUGUCUUGUUUGCUUUAACAUAAGAAGCUGACUUCACACUGUGUUAGUUGAAAUUGUCACAUUUAUAGCUGUGGGGUUUUUUUUCUUCCUUGUUAACAAAUCCUAAACACCACGAAAUCACGGGAAUGUUGUUCUGGAGAUCCUGGACAAGCCUCAUUCCGAGCGGCUGCAGAAGCUGGGAGCUUUGAGGGGUUCUGCUUUCACUUUCUCCAUGGCAUUCCCAUUCAACCGAGGGCCACCGCGUGUUCAGGUUUGGGAACGAAGGGAACGCAGGGAACGCGGAGGGAGUGAAACUUGCUGCCAACCAUAGGUUGCAAGGCAGACCCUUAGGAAGAGCAGGGCACAGCUCACAUUGCAUUUCUAGAUGUACCUUUAGGCACCAGGUUUCUGAUGCAACGAAUUUAACUUAACACCAGGUAGUUUAGAACUUUGUAUCUGCCUCAAAAACAAACCCCGACCAACCUUUUUGCUAUGGCAGUAACCUCCAAAUUACUGGAAUGUCAUUGAAAAUGCCAACUGUGUUGGUGAAGAUAAAAUAGACUUGGGUUUCCGUAUGAUUUACUGGUGAUGGCAAGAGGACUCCAUGCUGUCAGCAAGUGCUUUUGUGCAAGACAUUGAAGAUCAGCAGCCUCGUGGGGUGAGGCUGAAGCUGAAGAAGCCUUUGAAGAGCUGUGAGAUACCAGAGGGAGAAACGGAUGUGCAGCUGGUGGUAAAGUGUGACCAAUCUGUGUGUGUAGCAAAGCUGGAAAGCUGCAGCCUCGCAGCAAUGUCUGUACAGUGCUUUCAAGUUGUAAAAUGCUGUAUAAUUCAUGGUGGAUCCGACAAGUUUUGAGCUUUGCUGACUAUUCUGCUAGCCAGAGUGAUGUACUAUUAAAGAGAGUUGGCAGUUC